Closterium sp. Yama58-4 is the source of this 741-nucleotide messenger RNA. NCBI's taxonomy places the organism in Eukaryota, Viridiplantae, Streptophyta, Zygnematophyceae, Desmidiales, Closteriaceae. The record is from the annotation of a GenBank genome assembly.
AUGAGGGGCCGGAGGGCAGCAGAGCGGGCAGCAGGGCAGGCAGCAGGGCAGGCAGCAGGGCAGGCAGUGGAGCGGGGCAGGGAGCACGGUUACCAUGAGGAGGAGGGCACUAGAGCAGGGCAGGGAGCAUCACACCUUGAGCUGGGCGGUGAUGUUCUUGGAGGAGGCUUAAAGGAGCUCAGAUCUACUCCUCCCGAGCUCAGAUCUACUCCUCCCGAGCUCAGAUCUACUCCUCCCGAGCUCACAUCUACUCCUCCCGAGCUCAGAUCUACUCCUCCCGAGCUCAGAUCUACUCCUCCCGAGCUCACAUCUACUCCUCCCGAGCUUAGAUCUACUCCUCCCGAGCUCACAUCUAUUCCUCCCCAUCUGCAACUCCAGCGCCCAGAUCUGCAUUCCCCGCGCUCAGAUCUGCAACUCCAGCGCCCAGAUCUGCAUUCCCCGCGCUCAGAUCUGCAACUCCAGCGCCCAGAUCUGCACUCCCUGCGACCAGAUCUACUCCUCCCGCGCCUAGAUCUGAUCAUUCCGCGCCCAGAUCUGGAUUCCGCGCCACCAGAUCUCCUCCUCCCGCGCCCAGAUCUGAACAUUUCGCACCCAGAUCUGCACUCCGCGCGCCCAGAUCUGCACUCCGCCCACCCAGAUCUGCCCUCCGCACGUCCAGAUCUGCACUCCGCGCGCCCAGAUCUGCCCUCCGCGCGCCCAGAUCUGCCCUCCGCGCGACCAGAUCUGCAUCUCCCGCGCUGA